Molecule: messenger RNA, 622 nt
Organism: Alternaria rosae
Lineage: Eukaryota; Fungi; Ascomycota; Dothideomycetes; Pleosporales; Pleosporaceae
Product: mitochondrial import inner membrane translocase-like protein subunit tim16
Exons: 3
Coding region: 98-514 (138 amino acids)
Biological process (GO): protein import into mitochondrial matrix
Cellular component (GO): TIM23 mitochondrial import inner membrane translocase complex
Source: RefSeq, a predicted model, not a curated record
AUCCACCCAUAACAGACAGGCGUGACUCUCGCAUAGGAUCCGACUGGAAUAGCAGAUUACACACUCUCUUCCCCUCUUCCCCUCCUUUUCUCUUACAAUGGCCCACCGCAUAAUAACGCAAGUCGUCUUCUCCGGCGCUCGAAUAAUAGGCCGCGCUGUCUCCGAAUCGUAUCGUCAAGCCGCCGCGUCGCAGAAAUAUGCAGCUGCCAGCCAAGGUGGAGGAGGCAGCGGUGGCGCCUUCUCGUCUUCGAACAUCACCAUGGACGAAGCCUGCCAGAUCCUGAACGUGGGUCCCGGAAAGAUGGGAAAUAUCGAACUAGAGGCUGUCACGGAGCGAUUCAAAAGGCUGUUCGAUCUGAACGAUCCGAAGAAGGGCGGAAGUUUCUAUCUGCAAAGCAAAAUAUUAAGGGCACGAGAAAGGAUAGAGAGAGAGGUGCAGGGACAUCAACGGGUGGCGGAGCGCGAAAAGGAAUUAAGAGAAGGGUUCAAGCCCAAGUUUACGAAAGAAGAUUGAGGUCGCUCUAAAUGGAUCAAUCUAUCUUGGCCACGGUUCCUCUCGGCUACUCGACAUCGAGGGCGAGACAUACAAUCCGGACUAUGUUCCUGACGAGCUACAUGGAGU